Molecule: messenger RNA, 1239 nt
Organism: Fusarium sp. VM40
Lineage: Eukaryota; Fungi; Ascomycota; Sordariomycetes; Hypocreales; Nectriaceae
Source: the annotation of a GenBank genome assembly
AUGUCAAUCGAUAAGGCGGAUCCUACGCAGCACCAAAACAACAAUAAUCAUCUCAACGGCCUAAACGGUCACUCUCGGGAAGAGACCGAUUCUCUCGUUGGCUCAAGCCCUGAGGGCGAUCAUCACCCUACGAUAACCUCUGCUUCUAAUCCCACCCAAGAGCCUCAGCAGCCCAAGAGGAAGGGUGGUCGCAAGCCUAUUUAUGCGACUUCUGAGGAACGAAAGCAGAGGAACCGACAGGCUCAAGCUGCUUUUCGAGAACGUCGAACUGAAUACAUAAAGCAACUCGAAGAGACCAUCCGCGUCCAUGAGUCCAACCUCCAUAACCUUCAGGCGGCUCACCGCACUGCCGCCGACGAAUGCUUGAUGCUUCGAUACAAGAACUCACUUCUCGAGCGUAUUCUUCUUGAAAAAGGAAUCGAUGUUCAAGCUGAGCUUCGCGCCAAGACUGGCAGUCCUAACCUGGGACCAACUCAUAUGCCCCAGAACCUCGUCCAGCCGCCCCCGAUCCAGCGCGCUAUCAUGAACCGACAUCACCAGUCUCGUCGAUCGAACUCGAAUAUCGCUCCCAAGGCUGAGCCUGUCCCGGUGCUGCCGCCUCCAUUGCAACCGCAUUCGACUGCCACUUCGCCCAAGAACCGGCCUACUCCAUCAUCUCACUCGAACUCGCCAAGCAACACUGGGUCUGCGUUCUCGCCUGCUGCCUCCGAUAACAUGUCGAUGCGAGGUUCCAUGACUAGUAUGUCACGACAACCGAUGUCUCAGCAGCCUCAGCAACCGCAACAGCAGCAAAUGUCCCACAGCACUCAGCCGCCUCGAUCAUCGAUGAUGCAGAACAGUGGACGGGGAACUCAAGCUGGAUCCGGAGCAUCUUACUAUCCUACUCCUGCCUUCCAGAACCAUAUCGAGCAACUUGAACAGGAAUAUGACGCCCAAGCCGAUAUGAUUGAUGAGCCUGAGAUUGAAACACCAGCUGCCCAUGGAGGGUAUUCUUCAGGCUACAACGGAGAUAACCAACAGCCCAUGAUGAUGUCUCCUGCCUCCAGCGGACCCGGACAUCAGAUGACACCAUCUCACGAACCCGUUCAGCAACCACCUCAGACAACCCAUUCCCAGUACCCGUCAAUGACUCAGCUGUUGGAUCAAAAUGGCCUGGACUGGGAUCCUUUUGGAUUGAGUGCUAGCAUGGCGUUCCCCAACGGACAACAGUUUCAAUUUGAGCAAGCCAACAUGAGGUGA